Arabis nemorensis is the source of this 1242-nucleotide messenger RNA. NCBI's taxonomy places the organism in Eukaryota, Viridiplantae, Streptophyta, Magnoliopsida, Brassicales, Brassicaceae. The record is from the annotation of a GenBank genome assembly.
AUGGGUAACAACUUAACCGGGAAGAUCCCGAGUCUUGCUGGCUUGAAAUCGUUAGAGAAGGUUUUUGUUAACGACAAUGGCUUUACUUCGAUCGAUGCGGAUUUCUUCACCGGUUUGAAUUCCCUCCAGUUCGUGAAUCUUGACAACAACCCUUUGCGUCCCUGGAAAAUCCCUUUCAGUUUAACGAAUGCGACUUCUCUUGCAGUUUUCUCCGCCGCCAUCUGCAAUCUUUCCGGUAAAAUUCCGGAUUUUAACUGGCGCGUAACAUUCCCUAAUUUGACGGCUCUGGAAUUGUCUGGUAAUUCCCUCGUAGGCGAACUUCCGAUGAGCUUCGCUGGAUCAUCUGUUCAAAUUCUGAUGCUCAACGGGCAAAACCUCAGUGGGUCAAUCUCAGUUCUGACAAAGAUGCUUGUUUUAACGGAGGUAUGUUUGCAGGAAAACCGGUUCUCAGGUACCAUGCCGGACUUUUCUGGUCGUCUGACCUCGCUGAAGUUGUUCAAUGUCAGGGGAAAUCGGCUUACGGGUAUUGUACCAUACUCUUUAAUCGGGUUGAAAUCUCUUACUGAUGUGGCUUUGGGCGAUAAUCUUCUUCAAGGACCAAUCCCACGCUUCGUGGCUAAAGGCAUUAGGUUUGAUGGGAGAGGGCUCAAUAGUUUCUGCGUAGAUAUCAAUAGUUUCUGCCUAGAUUCUUGUUUUACUUGUGAUAUGCGUGUAAACGCUCUGCUUUUAAUCGUUGAAGCAUUUGGUUACCCGGUGAUAUUUGCGGAGAGCUGGAAAGGAAACGAUCCGUGUAAUGGCAUGUGGGUCGGGGUAACUUGUACCGGAGCUGAUAUCACAGUUAUUAACUUCAAAGGCAUGGGACUCACCGGCACUAUCUCUCCAUACUUUGCACAUCUUAAAGCUCUUAAGGUUAUCAAUCUCUCUCACAACAAUCUUUCCGGUACUAUUCCACAAGAGCUCACUGAGUUGAGGAAGUUGAAAGCUCUAGAUGUUUCGUAUAACCAGUUGUCCGGUCUAGUACCGGAUUUUAGGCCAAAUGUUGUUGACACGAGAAAAAUUGUGGCUUCUGUUAUUGGUUCUCUGUUUGGUUUGCUACUUAUUGGAUUUGCUAUAUUCUUACUGAUCAAGAAAAAGAAGCAAUACCAUAAGAUGCAUCCUCAACAACAUUCUGGUGACCAAGAUGCACUCAAGAUUACAAUAGGGAGUCUACAUAAUGGUAAAAGUGAAAGUGGACGUGUGUAA